This is a messenger RNA of Homarus americanus (American lobster), 2648 nucleotides long. It is a transcript of the gene ida, whose product is annotated as anaphase-promoting complex subunit 5-like. Gene Ontology annotation, cellular component: anaphase-promoting complex. The transcript is spliced from 17 exons. The record is from RefSeq and is a predicted model, not a curated record. NCBI's taxonomy places the organism in Eukaryota, Metazoa, Arthropoda, Malacostraca, Decapoda, Nephropidae. Bases 144 to 2573 code for a protein of 809 amino acids. Gene Ontology annotation, biological process: positive regulation of mitotic metaphase/anaphase transition; protein K11-linked ubiquitination; anaphase-promoting complex-dependent catabolic process. Gene Ontology annotation, molecular function: protein binding.
AUAUUGCAGGAAGCAUUGAGCACUUCCACCUAAGAACUUUUGGACCAUGGGCGUCUGUAGGGUUCGCUCCAAGGGUGGGGAAUUUGGGCAGUAAUGAAGACAAGAUCUGACAUAACAGUUUAUUCAAAGCAGGUUAAGAAAAUAUGAUUGGCCAAUCUGUUGCUCCUCUUUAUGGAGGCUCAAACAGAAGAGAGAGGGAUGUGGUUACUCCCCACAACAUAUCCAUCCUCUUGUUUAUUGAAAAAUAUGCAAGACUGAGACCUAAAUAUUGGGAGCAUAGGCCUUCAGACUCAAGUAUAUCACACCCAGACAUCACUCCACAAGAACGUAAAGCAACUUGCCUCAUGACUGUGAGAUUGGUUCAGGGUGGGGACAUGGUGCUGUCUGAAUUACUACAGGUGUUAGAAUCUGCACCUCUUCUUCCUCACCACAUCACCUCUUUCAUGACAGCCUUACAUCAGAUGUAUUGCAGUGGAAUUGACAGCCUGUUAAAUCUCUUUGAUUCUGUGGAAAAGUUUGCUAUUCAAGAUCAACCUCGUACAGAAACUUUUCCAUGCCUGUGGACUAGUGUAGUCGGUCUCUAUUUACGUCGUCUGAAUCUGUCUUUUCGACGCCUGAGUUUUUCUCAGGUGACCUCACUCUACCAAAGGUUCAGACAUUACUAUGAAGAGUGCUAUGCAUCUCACAGUAGUCACUUACAGCAGAGUGCAGAUAUUCAAAUGACUGCAGAAGAAUCUAACAUUGCUGAUGACACUGACUCUGAUGCCAAAAUGGAGGAUAUGAUGGAAGAAACUAGGGAAGAUGAUAACGGGACUGAUCUCACCUUGUGCAGUGCUGAAGUUAUGGCCAUCAACUCCUCAGAUGUAGGAGAGUCAAGUGUUCAGCCUCCCCUGUUGUUACUUCCCCAGACUCAUCCAAGGGAUAUGGAGCCUACAAGUUCACAAGCAGGACACAGUACUCGACAGCAGGCAGAACUUUUCAUCAGUCAACAAACUUCAUUACUACAGUUCAGUGAGACAGCAGCAUUGUCUCCUCCAGAUUUGCAAGAAAAGAUCAGGCAGUUGGUGCGACAGAAUCCAGACCUUGCUGAAGCUCACUACCUCAGUUACCUGAACUGUGUUCGUGUAAAGGAAUUUUCUGGAGCGGUACACAGCCUCCUACGCACUUACGAUGGUCACCUAAUGCAACGGGACUCAGGCAGAAUGGAAGACCAAGGCAGAGGGUUUAGAUAUGCUGCAUUAAAUCUUGCUGCUCUUCAUGCACAAUUUGGCCAUAAGAAAGCUGGUCUAGCUGUACUCAAGGAGGCAAUCCGUCUAGCACAGGAGAGUAGCGAUCAUGUUUGCUUGCAACAUGCUUUAGCGUGGCUGUACACCUUAUCUCCUACUCAUAAGGCUCAGUUGAUGAGAAGAUCAAUGGUUAAAAGCUGUGAGCUAUCACUAAGUUACCUUCGUUCCUUGGGUCGCCUCAACCAUGCAGCACAACUUGCUCACACUCGAGCAACACCUGCAUAUCUUUUACAGAGCAUAGUGAGAGCUGAGGCACUAAAUUGUCAGCACAGCUUAGUGUCCCUGCAACAUGGAGCUUGGGCAUUACGAGCAGCACUGUGGGCCAAUUGGGGGGUGUCCACCAUGACCUCCUUAGCUUCACAGUUGCUCCUGCACCUAAACACUCACCAUCCUACAAAUCCAACAACAUUCUACUCUGCUCAGCCUACAUGUGCUGCCAUAUGCAAUAUAGCCAUGGGACUUGCAAAUUUGGGUGAAUACCAGUUAGCAGGUGAAGUAUUACAACAUGCUCAAGAAAGGUUCCCUGCUCAUGGACAACAUUCUCACACCUGGAUGUUUGCUCAUGCUCACAUUACACUUACGGACUUGCUUCACCAGGGGCGAUGGACAGAGGCACAAAUUGUUAUUACCAACAUGGCAACAUCCCACCCUACAGAAGCUAAAUUGAGACAGUGUGAACUGUUGGUGGCCAAAGGUGAGCUGACAGAGGCAUGGGAACUUCUUGGUGAAUUACAGAAAGACCCAGAAGUUGUUGGAGAGCUGCGGGUGAGACUACUGCUAGUAGAGAGUUGUGCUGCAGUUGCUGGUGGAGGGAAUGCUGUUGCUGUACCUUUAUUAGUGGAGGGUAUCACCACUGCACAUGAGCAUCAUCUGACUUAUUUGGCAGCACUUACACACCUGCAUUUAGCUAAUGUUCAGCUACAGUUAGGUCUUCAUAAAGAGGCUGAGGUGAGUGUUGCUGGAGGCCUGGGUGUGAUUCUGGCAGGUGGUUCAGUAUAUGAUCAAGCACGAGCUAGACUGGUAGCAGCUAAGCUUCAGGUUAGUAAAGCAAAGGGGAAAGAUCGAAUAGGAAAGCUCUUAGAAACUGCGGUGUCCCUUGAGCUGGUGCGGAAGCUGUUCAUGAAAGUGAGAGCCUACCAAAAAGUAAGGGAGACUCUAUAUUUCAAGGCUCGUCUGUAUCACGAGGUGGGUUACAUAGAAGAACGAAAUAAAUGUGCUCUGGAAUUUCGCCAGUUUGAGCUACAACAACCUUGCCAGUCUUAUCAGCUUUCUAUUAACUCAUUUUAAGAUUAUUGAAAAGCAAAUACAUGAAAGUAUUUGUUGGAUGAAAGUUGUAUUUUUUAAUAUAAUAUAUUUGCAGUA